AGCAGGAGCAGGAGCAGGAGCAGGAGCAGGAGCAGGCCCUCCUGCGGCAGCGGGCAGAGGAAGAGGCCUGGGAGACGCAGAUGGCCUUGGACAGGCUGCUCUUCACGCAUCAGCUACAGCAACUGAUGGAGAAAUGUGAGGCCUGCGGCCGGCUGGGGAUGGCUUCAAAGCCGGAGCAGCCACAGGUCCCUGAGGGCCCAGCGCCCACGACACCAACCCAGAGCCCCAAGCAGGCCAGAUCCAGGCGAGGCCAAGGCCCAGGGUCACCCACAGCCAUGGGCAGAGAUGUGACCAGGUGCUCCUGGGACCCUGAGGGGGGGCAGGCCAGUGUGGACGGCAAGCCAGCCUCUGCAGGGCUGACCACACCUGACCCAGCCCCAGUCCAGCUACACCUGGCCAGGCUCUGCCCUGCGGACAGCCCCAACCCCCAGGGGAGCGCAGCUGGAACUGGGAGUGCCAAGCCCGGAGCCGCAGCUGGCGGGGCCGCUGUCGGUCCCUCCUUAGCCGCGUCGGAGCACAGCCUGCGGGCGGAGGGUCUGCGCGCGCAGCACUGGGGCCCGCUGCUGCGCUUGCGCGAGACGACGGCGCUGGAGGAGGAGGCCAGGCAGGAGCACCAGCGGGGCUGUCUGGGGCAUCCAGGCCCCCAGGCCACAGGGGCUGCCUUGGUGGAGAAGACACGGCAGGCCCUCAGCAGGCUGGAGGAGGCACGGAGGGAAAUCCGGGGCCUGCGGAACCUGCACGGGUCGGUGUGCCUGGGCAGGCAGCAGCUGCUGCAGCAGCAGGAGGCCAUAGCGCAGCGCCCACUGCCACCAUUGCCGCAGAGUCCUGGCACCCAAGUCAAGGCUGCCUGGGAAGGGGCCUCUGAGACAGGCCUGCAGCUGGAGGGAGCCCCGUGUCCCCCGACACUAUGCAGGCCUGGCAACCCCACCGGCCCACAAGCCCAAAGAGGUUCUGCGAGUGCAGUGGGCACAUGCCUCGCCUCUGAGCAGUGGGAGGAGACACCCAAGACACCUGCGGGUGCUCCCAGCCACCAGCAGCUUCCAAGGCCGGCCUCGGGAGAGGCCACAGCCAAGGCCAGCAGCCCGCCGGAGGAGGGAGGCAGCUGUGUGGACCAAGAGCCUUGCAACCCUCACGUGGGCCAUCUUCACUCACACUCGCUGGAGCCUGGACAGCUGCUGAGCUCCGCCUGUCCUACCCUCCAGGCAGAGGGGGACACCCCUGCAGCUCAGCUUGCGGUGCAGGCGGCACCAGAGCCCCCCGCAGGGGACUCUAAGACUCAGGCCGGAGCCCACCGGGCUGAGAAGAGGCCUGCGGCUCCAAGGGAUGGCCCUGCACAUGACUGCCAGGGACAGCACCUGCAACGCCCGGGAGCAGAUGGUCCUCACGGUCCCCAGGAAGCAAGUCAGACAGCAGAAGAAAGCACAUGCCAAGCUGGACUAUGCGUCACCGAGAGCCCCAUGGGGGAGCCCCUGGAAGUGGAGAGCAGGUCACCCAGUGAGCAGAGGACAGAGACCUGUCAGCAGGACAGCAGCAUCCCACUGGCUGCCUCCCCAGCUCCUGUGGCUUUGAAGAAGGAGGCACACCCCACCCAGCCUAGGCCUGCCACCCCCGUGCACCCUGGCUCCGAACUUGCCACUGGGCUUUCCUGGAAGUCUUCAGGUUCCCUGGCAUCACCCCCUCUGUCCUCGGCAGACUCUGGGAGUGGCCUGUCCUGCUCUUCCCUCCAAGAGUUUCGGAAAGCCACAGCCAUCCUGGUCCAGCUUUCUGACAGCUCCCUCUCCCUGUCCAGCCCUGAGGCUGAGGGCAGUGUGGGCACCGGCCCCAGCUGGUCAGAGGAGCUGUCUGCUCACGGGGACUUUGGCCCACCCGCAUCUUGGGGGCUGCGGCAGGGUGACCCUCAGCCAGGUUCUGUUUCUGGGGGUUCCGGGCCAGUGACCCAGCAGAGGCUUGAAUGUGGCCAGGCUGCCCCCUCGCUUGGCGCUCCUGGGGAGGCAGCCUCGGCAGAGAACUCCAUCCCAAAGCGGAGCUCCCUGCAGGCAGAGUGGCCACCACCUCCCCAAGACGCCAGUUCUCCAAGGUCCGGGUCGGAGCUAUCAGAUGCCUCCAGCCAAAUUUGGGAUGAGGACAUUGGGGAGGACCUGCCAGAGCCUGGCCGCGGUGCCCAGCCCUGCUCUGGGAGUGCCUUGCCUCCUGGCUGUUCCAGCUGGGAGCGCAGCAUGGCUUUGACCACCUCUGGCCCAGGGCAGGGGCAGGCACCUUCUGGAGCCAGCUGGAGCCUGGGUGGUGGGUCGAACACAGGGAGCCCCAAGCAGGUGUCUUCUGAGGCCACCUCCACUGGUGACGUAGGCCUGUCACUGUCAUUUCCUCCAGGGACCUCUGCAUCCGAAAGGGCUCGCUGCUGGGAGAGGCCCCAGGGCCUGAGCCUAUCCUCUGGAAGGAGCCCCCCACAGGCCUCUGCAAGGCCUGAGGUGCCCUGUGGGCUGGCAUCUCCUGUGGCUAAGGGCCAGGCAGCUGGGCGUGCAGGGCAUGGGACCCCUCAGGGCCCAGAGCAAGCAGGCCCCCCACAUGGCGCUGGCUUCCAGGUGGAGAUCCCGCCCCCUGUGCACAAGGAGUGGCAUUAUGGCAGUGGGACACUCCCAGGUGCCCUGUCCUGGGAUGCCCGCCUCCUGCCACCGCCUCCCCCUCCCCAUACAGACAGUGAUGAGGAUGAGGCCCAGCCCUGCCCUGACGACUUCCCUUCCCCACCCCAAGAGGCCAUGGCUCCCCAAGACUCCCUGGAGGAGGACACCUCCAUCACCGAGGACUUGUCCUUGUCCGAGGAGGCCCUGCGGCAGGCUCCGUCGCUGGGUCCCCAGGAGUUGGGGCUCUGCCUGAAGGCACCCUGGCCAUGCCGAGACCCCGAUAGUCAACAGGCUGGGUCAGGGUCCACAAUAGAGACUCAGGCCUCCGGUGGUCAGUGGUCAGAACAGGUCACCUGGCCAGAGUCGCCCUUGGGUGUAGGGGUAGGCAGUGUCCAUGGGGGACUCCCAAGGGCACCGGCACAGCCCUUGCUCCCAUCUCGAGUAGCCUGUGCUGCUGGGGAGGGUCUGCCCAGACUAUUGGGGGCCAGUGACCCCAGUGUGGUCAGUGUGGGGCUCUGCGCCCUCACUGAAGCCCCAGGCCAGUGCGUGAGGCCCCAGGAAGGGCUGCGGCGCUUUGCGAGUGCUCUGCGCCAGGGAGGCUCGGGCACCCCUGCCAGCCCUUCCCCAGGCCCAGUGCCCUUGGUGGCCCGUGGCCAGGCGGGGUCCCCUGGGCACACUGGUGAGGAGGGUGCAGAAGGCCUGGCCUGCUGGGCAGAGGACUCCCUGGGCAAGGAGCUGCGCCCAGGGAAGCAAUCGGCCACGGGCCACGGGCCACUGGGCACCUGCUCUAAUCUCAUGGGCACAGAGAGGGAUGGGGCUGUGGUCCUGGUGUCUACCCAGCUCACCCAGAGGAUCCUGUUGGACUCCAUGGCUGCGCUGGCCCCUGGGGGAAGCCCCUAGACUCUGGGGUGUCACAGUGUGUGUGUGUGUGUGUGUGUGUGUACGUGUGUACGUGUGCAUGUGCGCACACAUACAAGAACCUCCCGGAGAGCUAGCCCCUCCCUCCUGGGGUAGCCGGGUCAGGUGAGUGGCCAUCCGUGGCCGGCUGUGCGGGAAGCCAUCUGACGGGGUGUCCGUUGUCUAGGAGUUCUCGAGGCCCUGACCUACGUCAGAGGCCAGUGUGGUGGAUGCUUCUGGGCCACGCAGAGGCUGCUGCUCUGGGCGGGGCGAGGAGGCCACCACGGUGGGCACAGAGGAAAGUGGGAGCCAACCAGGCAGGCAGGGCGAGGACAGGAAGAGCCAGGGCGUGUGGAGCUCCCGGGGCUGAGUGCAGAGAGGACUCGAGGGGUGGCAGCUUGGGCCUGGAGGCCACUUCAGCCCUGACCAGCACGGCUCGGGGCUCGUCCCCUUGGCUGGGGUCACUUCCGGCACUGUGGACGUCUCCUGGUCUCCAGUGGUCUCACUGUCUCCCACGCCCCCUCUUUUCUCGGUAUCCCCUCAAGGCCACCCUGCCUCCUUCGUGUCCCGGCGGGCUCCAUAUCCAGUGCCCCUGAGU
Molecule: messenger RNA, 4116 nt
Organism: Octodon degus (degu)
Lineage: Eukaryota; Metazoa; Chordata; Mammalia; Rodentia; Octodontidae
Product: collagen alpha-1(I) chain
Exons: 15
Coding region: 81-3521 (1146 amino acids)
Source: RefSeq, a predicted model, not a curated record